AUGAAUCUCGCUGGAGGGGAAAAACUUUCAGAAGAUUCUGAAAUUCUAGAAAUCGCCGUAGUCUCAUGUACCGAGGAAGAUAUCGAGAAAACUGUCCAAGUGUAUACGGUUAAAAAACCAUGUAACAGCGCUAAGACAGUGUCGAAAAACAGCCUAGAAAGUUACCCCCACCUGAAGUCCAUCUCCGAAAAGCUACAUCUUUCCGGUGGUGCUGUAGCUAUAGAUCUCCUCAUCGGGACUGAUCUUGCUGAAGCCUUCGUCGAUGUUCACACAAUCUCUGGUCGAUGUGGGGAACCCAUUGCCAAGAGAAACUGCUUUGGAUGGUACAUUAUUGGCCAACUAGACCCAAAGAUACCGGAUGGUGCAAAAAUACAGUCAGUUGAUGUCAGUCACGCGAGUGUCAUGGAGAAUGUCAAUCAACUUCUUCAACAAGAUCAGAUAGGAAUCAAACCUACACGUUUCUGCACAUGUAGUGAAAGUGAAUUGCGAGAAAGUAAAUUUGUGAAGUCUGUCUCUCAAUCAACGACUCUGGUUGAUGGAAGGAUUCAGGUAAAGAUGCCGUGGAAUGGAAAGGGACCUCCGAAGCAAAGUAACUACGACAUCGCUGUAAAGAGAAUGCAGUCAGCCGAAAGGUCAUUCGAAAAGAAGGGUUGCAUUGAUGUUGUCGACGAAGAAGUAAAAAAGUUAGUGGAUCAAGCGUUUGUCAUCAAGGUUCCUCCCGAACAUGUCAACCACACCCAAGCAGAAUGGUAUUUGCCACUGCAAGCCGUCUUCACCCCAGAGAAGACAACCAAAGUGCGGCUU
Messenger RNA from Paramuricea clavata, 804 nucleotides. The record is from the annotation of a GenBank genome assembly. Lineage: Eukaryota; Metazoa; Cnidaria; Anthozoa; Malacalcyonacea; Plexauridae.